Molecule: messenger RNA, 6233 nt
Organism: Saccostrea cuccullata (small rock oyster)
Lineage: Eukaryota; Metazoa; Mollusca; Bivalvia; Ostreida; Ostreidae
Product: filamin-C-like
Exons: 27
Coding region: 1-4824 (1607 amino acids)
Biological process (GO): actin cytoskeleton organization
Molecular function (GO): actin filament binding
Source: RefSeq, a predicted model, not a curated record
AUGGACCCCGGUGCCCAGGAUGUGCCCUCUGCUCCAGUCAAACAGCUGCGUGAUGAACCAGAGAGUGUUACCACCAUAAAGACUGAAUAUAGUCGUCACCUCUACAAUGUGGCCUGUCUUGGUGAUGUAGAAAUCUGGACAAGAGGAGAUGGCAACACCAUGAAACUCUUCAGCAUCAAUCGGGGAUCACUGCUCAAGUCAGUCACAACCAAGUCAGGGUACAUAUCAUGGGACAUAGCAGUGACAAAAAGCGGAGAUCUAGUUUAUACUGAUAACAAAGAUAGAACUUUUGAUGAUCAAGGUAAUCUUCUCUACUCAGCUGGUAGUCGUAACAGACACAUAACUGAGAACAAGAACCUGGAUAUCUGUGUGACUGACAAUGAAGCUAAAGCAAUAGUGGUGGUCAAUCGAGCCGGGAAUCUGAGAUUCAGGUACACUGGACAUACUCCUGCUCCAAAGAACAAAUUCUUCGGUCCAAGAGGAAUCACCACAGACAGUCAGAGUCACAUCCUUACAGCUGAUUAUUACAAUGACUGUGUCCAAAUCAUAGACCAGGAUGGACAGUUCCUCCGUUACAUAGAAUGUGGACUGAGUAGUCCCUUGGGACCAUGUACAGAUAAAAGUGACAAUUUGUUUCUUCUUGUUCUAUUUAUAGGUGUCUUCCUGGAUUCCCCCACCGAAUUCACUGUGGAUGCCAAAUCUGUUACCCCCUCUGGGGAGGGUAAUGUAAGAGCCAUUGUCAACAACCCCUCUGGUACCAAGAAUGACACUAAGGUCACCAACAAAGGAGACGGUACCUACGAUGUACUCUACACACCUGUUGAAGAAGGAACUAUUGCUAUGGAUGUCACCUACGACAACAUGGCAAUCCCUAACAGUCCGUUCAAGGUCAACGCCGUGCCCGGCUGUGACGCCAGUCGUGUGAAGGCCUACGGUCCCGGGCUACAGGGCGGCUACACCAACCAGUCCCAGGUGUUCACCAUCGACAUCAAGGGGGCGGGACAGGGCGGUCUGGGACUGUCCAUUGACGGACCCUCUGAGGUACCCAUCAACUGUAAGGACAACAGAGACGGGACCUGUACUGUGGAGUAUAUGCCCAGCAAACCCGGGGAUUACGAUGUGUCUGUUAAAUUCGCUGACCAAGAGAUUCCCAACUCACCUUUCCGUGUGGCUGUGAAGAACCCAGUUGAUGCCAAGAAGGUCAAAUGUUACGGACCUGGAAUCGAGCCAAUGGGAGUGAAGACCGGUGCCCCUGCGACCUUCACCGUGGAUACCACCGAGGCCGGGGAAGCUCCUCUGGAGGUCACCUGUACUGACCAGAGAGGUCGCGUCCAGCCUGCUCAGCUGACCCCGGUGGCUGAGGGCGUGGUGGACGCCACCUACUACCCCGUGGAGGAGGGGCCAUGUAAGGUGGACGUCAAGUACGCAAACCAACACGUACCAGGAAGUCCAUUCACCACCAAGGUGGAGCCCGGGGUGGACGCCAGCCGUGUCCGGUUGUCUGGAGCCGGCGUCCAGGAGAACAUCCCCGCCAGUUUACCAGUCAACUUCCUCAUCGACACCAGGGAGGCCGGCAUCGCUGACCUGGAAGUUCUUAUCAAGAGACCUGACGGUACCUACGCUCACCCCCACAUCGUUGAUAAUGGUGACGGAACCUUCACCGUGUCCUACGUCCCAGACGACCUUGGAACCUACGAGAUCCUGAUCAGGUUUGGAGGUCAAGUGGUACCCAACACCCCCCUCAAGGUCAACGCCUACCCCGUGGGUGAUGCCAGCAAAUGUAGAAUUACAGAGGGUCUGGAGAACACCACGGUCCCCAUCAACAAAGAGACCGUCAUCUGUGUGGAUGCCUCCCAGGCUGGAGAAGGCAAGGUCACCUGUCGUAUCCGCAGUCCCAGCGGUAACGACAUCGAUAUUGACAUCGUGGAGAAUCCCGAUGGAACGUUCAGCCUCCUCUUCACUCCUCAGAUGAUGGGCGCCUACACCAUUAACAUCAAGUUUGGUGGACAGAGUGUGCCCGGUGGAGAAUACGAUAUCCAGGUUCUUACUAAUAGUGAUUGGGAAAUUUCGGCUGUAAGUCCUGAGGAGUAUGAAAAAUACCUGGAGGAUCAGGUUGGUGCCACUGAGGAUUUGAUUUCCCCCGACACUGUCGACGCAGUACAUGCUGGUGCCCCAGGGGCAGGGCUGUUCCAACCAGUUGACAUCCGUAUCCCUGUCGGACCUAUCUUCAACUUCGUCUCUGCUUAUGUAGUCAUGCCCUCUGGAAAGAAGGCGUACCCCAAAAUCCAGGACAACAAAGAUGGAACUGUUACUGUUAGAUACCAGCCCACGGAAACUGGACUUCACGAACUCUUCGUCAAAUACAACAAUGAUGAUAUUGAAGGAAGUCCAUUCAAAUUCCAUGUGGAUGCCGUCAACAGUGGUCAUGUGACUGCCUAUGGACCAGGUCUGUGUCAUGGAAUCGUCAACGAGCCCGCAGAAUUCACCAUCGUCACCAAAGACGCAGGUGCAGGUGGACUUUCGUUGGCCAUUGAGGGUCCUUCUAAGACGGAAAUUAAAUGUGUGGACAAUGGUGACGGGACCUGCACGGUCAGUUAUAUCCCCACCGCUCCAGGAGAAUACAACAUCACCGUCAAGUUCGCUGACAACCACAUCUCGGGAUCACCCUUCACUGCCAAGAUCAGCCCCACGGCUGGAGAACCACGAAGGAAGGCUCAAAUCGGACGCAGCAGCGAGGUGUCACUAAAGGUCAUGGAGCAAGACAUCAACAAUCUGACCGCCAGCAUCCGGUCACCCUCCGGCCGCGAAGAGCCCUGUCUGCUCAAACGACUGGCCAAUGGACAUCUGGGAAUAUCCUUCACUCCACGUGAGGUUGGUGAACACUUGGUUAACGUCUUCAGAAACGGCCAGCAUAUUAAUGGCAGCCCCUUCAAGAUCAUCGUGGGUGAAAGCGAACUCGGAAACGCCAGCAAGGUCCGCGUGGCUGGACAGGGAUUACAGAAUGGCAUGGCUAACGAGAUCAACGAAUUCAUGGUGGACACCAGAGAUGCAGGUUACGGCGGUCUGAGUCUGUCCAUUGAGGGACCCAGUAAGGCCGACAUUGAAUGUCUGGACAAUGAGGAUGGGUCGUGUCGCGUGACCUACAAACCCACCGAGCCCGGCAACUACAUCAUCAACAUCAAGUUCUCCGACGAACAUGUGCCAGGUUCUCCCUUCAAUGUGAACGUUGGUGGUGAGCCCUCGUCCAGAAUGACGGAGAGAAUAACUCGUCACCGCGAGGCAGCAGAUAUAACUCACAUCGGCAGUCAGUGUGAACUCAGUCUCAAGAUUCCAGUCGCAUUCUUUGCAAGAUGCGCUCAAUACCAAGAGGAAACUCAAAUUCAAACGACAACAGGAACCAGUCCUUUCGACAUGACUGCCUCGGUGACCAGCCCCUCCGGCGUGACUGAGUUGUGUGACAUUGUCAGUCUCGACGACAACCAUUACAGCAUUAAGUUUGUUCCCAAGGAGAUGGGCGUCCACACAGUCAGUGUCAAACACAAGGACAUGCACAUCCCAGGAAGUCCCUUUGAGUUCACCGUGGGUCCCAUCACAGGAGGUGGAUCACACAAGGUCCACGCCGCAGGUCCAGGUCUAGAGAAAGGAGAAAUCAACCAACCAUGUGAGUUCAACAUCUACACACGAGAGGCCGGUGCUGGGGGUCUGUCCAUAGCCGUGGAGGGUCCCUCCAAAGCCGAGCUGGACUUCGAUGACCGCAAGGAUGGGUCAUGUGGUGUCAAAUACGUGGUCACUGAGCCGGGAGAGUACCUAGUCUCCGUUAAAUUUAAUGAUGAACACAUCCCGGAGUCCCCCUUCAAGGUCUACAUCACUCCCAGUAUCGGGGACGCCAGAAAACUGUCUGUGGCAGCACUGCAACAAAAGGGACUGCAGGUUGGAAAACCAGCAGCCUUUGUUGUCAACUUCAAUGGUGCUGCCAAGGGUAAACUCCGAGCCAGAGUUAUCUCCCCAUCAGGAACUGAAGAAGAGGCUCUCAUCCAGGAAAUAGAUGAUGGAGAGUAUGCAGUUAGGUUCAUCCCCCGAGAGAAUGGAGUCCACAAUGUGUUUGUGACGUUUGAUGGAUGUGACAUCCCAGACAGUCCAUUCAGAGUGCUGGUCGGUAAAGUAGACGCUGAUCCAGGCAUGGUUACAGCAUCGGGAGACGGACUCCGCACCGGUCAGACAGGUCAGACAUGUAAGUUUGUUGUCAACACCUGUAACGCUGGAGCUGGUGCCCUAGCGGUCACCGUUGAGGGUCCCUCCAAGGUCAAACUGGAGUGUAAGGAGGUGGACGAGGGCUACGAGUUCACCUACAGCCCCACCGCCCCCGGUGACUACAUGAUCGGGAUCCGAUACGCUGGCGUCAACAUCGCCGGCAGUCCAUUCAAAGCCAAGAUUGAAGGUCCAGGCAAACCCAGUGGUUAUCAUGAACAGGCAUCUGUUGUCGUGGAAACAGUCACAAAGACCAGUGUAAUGAGUAAGUUCAGCGGACUUCAGAAGUUCCAGUCGGAUGCCAGUCGGUGUACAGCGGAGGGAAUGGGUCUGAAGAAAGCAUUCAGAGGAAAACAAGCCACAUUCAGUGUGGACACUUCACAAGCCGGUAAUAACAUGAUGUUUGUUGGAAUGAUGGGCCCUAAGGGACCGUGUGAAGAAUUGUGUGUCAAAAACCAAGGAGGCUACGUAUACAAAAUUAACUAUAUUGUCCGCGAGCGCGGAGAUUACAUGCUGGUCGUGAAGUGGGGAGACCAACAAAUCCCAGGCAGUCCGUUCUGUGUACACGUCGAUUAAAAGUGUGUCUGGAUUUUAUUUUAGGUUUUUUUCAAAUUACGUGUGGCAUAAAGUAAUAUAUAUUAUAUUUUCAUUCAUUCAUCUAUUGAUGAACAUCGUUAUAUCAUGUGACAGUAACAUUUUUUUUUUUCAUACCAAGUGUUCUAAGAUCUGAUAGCCACUGGAACAAGUUCUUAUUUCAAAUUGGUGCUGCUAGAAUUAUAAUAAUUAUCGUUUUUUUAAAUGGAAUCAUUUUUUUCCCUAGGGGCUAUAUUUUAUUACAGUUGAAACUCAAAUUAUGCAAGUUUAUAGAUAGGUAGACAGAUUUUUUUUUUUUAGUGUGCUGUGCACUAUAUCUGGUAUGUAUGUGAGAUGACAAAAUGUACUUAAUACCCGAGUUUGAUAAAUGAUGAAUUUUUUCCAGCAUGCUUUAUAUAUUUUACACUUAUUCAUUAUGCUUGUCCAUAUCAAAUGCUCAAUACUUUUUUCAUAAUAAAGUCUGAAAUCGAUCAAUUUCAAAGUGAUAUUUUUAGGAAUCGAGGGCAUUGUAAGGGUUUAUUAAUGUGAGGUGCAUUAAUUGUGCUAUGUACCCAUCUUGCCAUUGACUUAUAUAAUUAUCUACAAAUGACACAGCAUUUAGUUUACAGACAUAACAUUGUUUAAGAACUUGUGUCAUUGUCUGGUAUUAGAGAGAAAAAAAGGAAUCAUUGACCUUACUUUUUUAGUGGACAAAAAUUGUGCUUCCCUAUGUAUUAUAUUCUUAAAUAAAGAAUGGUUGAGUUUUGUACGUUGAGUAAAUGUAUAUAAUUAUAUAUGAAUUAAUUAAUUAAAAGUUAUUGCUUUAUUUUCAUGAUAUUUGUAUAUGAACUUUCAGUGUUUACUAAUGCAAUAAUAUGUGUUUUUGAUGGAUUGUUAUUCAUAUUCGUUAUGUGCAAUGACAAUAUUGCAAAGCAAGAAAAAAAAUUUCCCCUUCUUUAUUUUAUUGUUUUAUUAAUUUCCAUAGGUGUACUUUUAUCGAUGUUUUGUUAUUGAAAUAUACAUAUAUAUUUAAAACAAUCUAUUAAGUCUUGAAUAUGCAGCCUCUUUGUUUAGUUUAUAAGUAAAUAGAUUUUGUUCCAGCAAGAUCAUAUAGAUUCUACAAAUUGUACUAGUUUAUUUUGAUACAGAUUUACACUAAACAAUAGUGGUUUAAAAUAUAUACAUGGCAUUCUGCAAAGGGUAUGUAUUUUUUAAUCAUGCAUUUUUCACGUAUAGUUAGGCUUAGCCCUACCCCCUUUGCUUUUUUGACAUACCUGUAUGGUCAGAGUUAACUGCCCUUUACACUUUUGAUUACCACUAGAUGUCGCAUGUCUUGUAUGAGAAAAGAUUCUAUUAUGUUGCUACUGUUAAUGUAUGCUGAUUUAUAAAAAUAAAACUAUGAAAAAACGUCA